AUGGUACAGCUCAAGGCGAGCGGGAACUCUGCUGUAGCUGUGUCCGUUGCCAUGAGCAUAGUUGCCUCGAUUGCUCUGAUCGCUCGCUUCGUUGCCAAAAUCAAGAUCAAGAAACUGGCAGUGGAAGAUGUAGUGAUUAUUGUGGCCUUUUCGACGUAUAGCGGCUACGUUGGCGUGAUUCUGACAGGUAUGAUGAAAGCUGGCGGCACUCUAGACUUAUCACAGACCGAUUUGAUUCAGACAACAGAGCUCUUAAAGUACGUCUAUAUCAGCGAACUACUCUUCACCAUUACUAUCUCGCUCGUCAAGAUAUCAAUCCUGGUCUUCUACCAGAAGAUCUUUUCAACUCCUGGGUUUCGAAAAGCCUCUUUCGUUGUGGGCAGUGUUUGCAUUUUAUGGCUUCUGGUGUGUUGUCUUGUCAGCGUCUUCCAAUGCAGGCCUAUCUCUGCGGCGUGGCAUUUCGAACUCGCUCUUCUCGGCCAGGCACAAUGCAUUAAAUAUGGCCAUUUUAUCAUCGGAUACGAGCUCUCGAACGUGCUGCUUGAUAUUGCAAUUAUUGCUCUCCCACUUUCCAUGCUCAAAAAGCUUCAGCUUGCCCUCGAGCGGAAAAUUGUCGUGGCAUGCAUGGUCCUCCUCGGUAGUCUUGUAUGUGUCAUCUGCAUCAUUCGGAUAGGCUACAUGAACCAAACGGCUUCCACCGACACAUCUUCCCUUCCUAUCGGUCUCGAUUGGUCGACGGUAGAACUUGCUAUAGCCAUCACAUGCGCCUGCCUUCCGUGCUACGGCCCGUUGAUCAACUCGGCCAAGCUUGCCCAAUAUAUCAGCAGUUGGUCCAACUCGCGCCUGUUGCAUGGCUUCAGCAAGGACCGCGCCUUGAAGUUGAACUACGACCAGGAGAGCUCCAAGUACGAACGUCUUGCUCAACCGUCCGAAGAUAUCCAGCAUCUGACUCACAAUGAUCCAAAGGCACUUCGAGGUAGUCUAACCAGACAGAUUGUGCCGAAUGAGGUGGAAGCUGUUCUCCUAGGAGAAGUUCCGGCAGACAUAUGCUGA
Messenger RNA from Endocarpon pusillum Z07020, 1053 nucleotides. RefSeq lists its product as uncharacterized. Bases 1 to 1053 code for a protein of 350 amino acids. The transcript is spliced from 6 exons. Lineage: Eukaryota; Fungi; Ascomycota; Eurotiomycetes; Verrucariales; Verrucariaceae. The record is from RefSeq and is a predicted model, not a curated record.